Funneliformis geosporum is the source of this 194-nucleotide messenger RNA. NCBI's taxonomy places the organism in Eukaryota, Fungi, Glomeromycota, Glomeromycetes, Glomerales, Glomeraceae. The record is from the annotation of a GenBank genome assembly.
AAUAUUUUCAAUCAUUUAAAAAUAAUGAUAUUUAUGGUGUUUUGCCAUUUGUAGCACCUGAAGUUUUAAGAGGUCAACCUUAUACUUUAUCUAGUGAUAUUUAUAGCUUUUCUAUGAUUCUGUGGGAAUUUAUAUCUGGAGUUUUUCCAUUUGAUAAUAAAGCUCAUGAUUUUCAACUUAGUUUAGAUAUGUAA